Cetraspora pellucida is the source of this 369-nucleotide messenger RNA. Lineage: Eukaryota; Fungi; Glomeromycota; Glomeromycetes; Diversisporales; Gigasporaceae. The record is from the annotation of a GenBank genome assembly.
AUGGUGAAAGAUAUGCUGGGCUAUCUCUUUCUUAUCCUUUUGUUUUUGGUGCUAGCAAUUCUUGCAAAACUCCCUUAUUUGAAUCAACGCUAUCAACGUUUGCCUGCUGUUUUCUCCACAAACUCAUUUCAAAGUGAUAUUGAAGGUGGAUUAACAUCAGAAUCCUUUGACCUUCACCAAAACCUUGUUGAUGGAGAUAACCGUUCAGGGUUAGAAGAUUCGGAAGAAAUCAAGCGAAUCAUGGAGACCGAAGGCCUGAAUUUUGAUCAGGCAAGAUUACUCAGAAUGCAAAGGAAAUUUAAAACCAAUAAUAUUGAUCCUCAGACGGGAGUGCCGCGAGACCCUAAAUUAGUUACUUUCUCUAAUUAA